AUGGACAAGGAUGCGGGAAUGAGAGGCGACGAAGGAGAAAAAUGUGAUGAACCCCUUGUGUCUGGGCUCUCCCAUGCAGCUUUCAGCAGCUCGUCCUCCAUGUCUGCAAGCUAUUCUCCGGGCUAUGCCAGGAUCAACAAGCGAGGGGGUGCCGGGGGAUGGUCUCCAUCUGACAGUGACCAUUAUCAAUGGCUUCAGGUUGACUUUGGCAAUCGGAAGCAGAUCAGUGCCAUUGCAACCCAAGGAAGAUACAGCAGCUCAGACUGGGUGACCCAAUACCGUAUGCUCUACAGUGACACUGGGAGGAACUGGAAACCUUAUCAUCAAGAUGGGAAUAUCUGGGCAUUUCCCGGGAACGUCAACUCUGACAGUGUGGUCCGGCAUGACUUACAGCAUCCCGUUGUUGCCCGCUACGUGCGCUUCGUGCCUCUGGACUGGAAUGGAGAAGGCCGCAUCGGGCUCAGAAUUGAAGUCUACGGCUGUUCUUACUGGGCUGAUGUUAUCAACUUUGAUGGCCAUGUUGUGUUGCCAUAUAGAUUCAGAAACAAGAAGAUGAAAACACUGAAAGAUGUCAUUGCCUUGAAAUUUAAAACCACCGAGAGUGAAGGGGUGAUCUUACACGGGGAAGGACAGCAAGGUGAUUACAUUACAUUGGAACUGAAAAAAGCCAAACUGGUCUUCAGUUUAAACCUAGGAAGCAACCAGUUAGGCCCCAUAUAUGGCCACACGUCCGUGAUGAUGGGGAGCCUGCUGGAUGAUCACCACUGGCACUCCGUGGUCAUUGAGCGCCAGGGCCGGAGCAUUGACCUCACGCUGGACAGGAGCGUGCAGCACUUCCGCACCAAUGGGGAGUUCGACUACCUGGACUUAGACUAUGAGAUCACCUUUGGAGGCAUACCUUUCUCUGGUAAGCCAAGUUCCAGCAGUAGAAAGAAUUUCAAAGGUUGCAUGGAAAGCAUUAACUACAAUGGCAUCAACAUAACUGAUCUUGCAAGAAGGAAGAAGCUGGAGCCUUCAAAUGUGGGAAACCUGAGUUUCUCCUGUGUGGAGCCCUACACGGUGCCGGUCUUUUUCAAUGCCACCAGUUACCUGGAGGUGCCUGGACGGCUCUACCAGGACCUGUUUGUGGUCAGUUUCCAGUUCAGGACUUGGAACCCCAAUGGCCUCCUGCUUUUCAGUCACUUUGCAGAUAAUUUGGGCAACGUGGAGAUUGACCUCACUGAAAGCAAAGUUGGUGUUCACAUCAAUGUCACGCAGACCAAGAUGAGCCAAAUAGACAUUUCCUCAGGUUCUGGGUUGAACGAUGGACAGUGGCACGAGGUUCGUUUUCUUGCUAAGGAAAAUUUUGCUAUUCUCACCAUUGAUGGAGAUGAGGCCUCAGCAGUUCGAACUAACAGUCCUCUUCAAGUUAAAACUGGAGAGAAGUACUUCUUCGGAGGUUUUCUGAACCAGAUGAGUAACUCAAGUCACUCUGUCCUUCAGCCUUCAUUCCAAGGAUGCAUGCAGCUCAUUCAAGUGGAUGAUCAACUUGUAAAUUUAUAUGAGGUGGCACAAAGGAAACCAGGAAGUUUUGCAAACGUCAGCAUUGACAUGUGCGCCAUCAUAGACAGAUGUGUGCCCAAUCACUGUGAGCAUGGUGGGAAGUGCUCACAAACGUGGGACAGCUUCAAAUGCACUUGUGAUGAGACUGGAUACAGUGGGGCCACCUGCCAUAACUCCAUCUAUGAGCCGUCCUGCGAAGCGUACAAACACCUAGGCCAGACUUCAAAUUACUACUGGAUAGAUCCUGAUGGCAGUGGACCGCUGGGGCCUCUGAAAGUGUACUGCAACAUGACAGAGGACAAAGUGUGGACCAUCGUGUCUCACGAUCUACAGAUGCAGACCACGGUGGUGGGCUACACCCCAGAGAAGUACUCGGUGACCCAGCUCGUGUACAGCGCCUCCAUGGACCAGAUCAGCGCCAUCACCAGCAGCGCCGAGCACUGCGAGCAGUACAUCUCCUACUUCUGCAAGAUGUCCAGGUUGUUGAACACCCCAGAUGGAAGUCCUUACACCUGGUGGGUUGGCAAAGCCAAUGAGAAGCACUACUACUGGGGAGGCUCUGGGCCUGGGAUUCAGAAAUGCGCCUGCGGCAUCGAGCGCAACUGCACAGACCCCAAAUACUACUGUAACUGCGACGCGGACUACAAGCAGUGGAGGAAGGAUGCUGGUUUCUUAUCCUACAAAGAUCACCUGCCGGUGAACCAGGUGGUGGUUGGAGACACCAACCGGCAAGGCUCAGAAGCAAAACUGAGUGUGGGCCCCCUGCGCUGCCAAGGAGACACUGCCACAGAAGUGUCCUUCUCAUUUGAUGUUGGAAAUGGGCCCGUGGAGAUUGUGGUGAGGUCGCCCACCCCUCUCAAUGAUGACCAGUGGCACCGGGUCACCGCGGAGAGGAAUGUCAAGCAGGCCAGCCUGCAGGUGGAUCGGCUGCCACAGCAGAUCCGAAAGGCCCCGACAGAGGGUCACACCCGCCUGGAACUCUACAGCCAGCUGUUUGUUGGUGGUGCUGGAGGUCAGCAGGGCUUCCUGGGCUGCAUCCGCUCCCUGAGGAUGAAUGGGGUGACCCUGGAUCUGGAGGAAAGAGCAAAGGUCACUUCCGGGUUUAAAUCCGGGUGCUCAGGCCACUGCACCAGUUAUGGGGCUAACUGUGAGAAUGGAGGCAAAUGCAUAGAGAAAUACCAUGGUUACUCCUGUGACUGCUCCAACACGGCAUAUGAUGGAACAUUUUGCAACAAAGAUGUUGGUGCAUUUUUUGAAGAAGGGAUGUGGCUACGAUAUAACUUCCAGGCAUCCGGGAUCAGCGGCAAAGAAUCGGGCAGCAGAUCGGAGAGCUCACCGGAUCCACAGGGCCCACUGCCAGACCUGGCCCACGAGGAGAUUCGGUUCAGCUUCAGUACCUCCAAGGCGCCCUGCAUUCUCCUCUACGUCAGUUCUCUCACCACCGACUUCUUGGCGGUCCUCAUCAAACCCACCGGAAACUUACAGAUUCGCUACAACCUGGGUGGCACCAGAGAGCCAUAUAAUAUCGAUGUAGACCACAGGAACGUGGCCAAUGGACAGCCCCACAGUGUUAACAUCACCCGUCAUGAGAAGACCAUACUGCUCAAGCUGGAUCAUUAUCCUUCUGUGAGUUACCACCUGCCAAGCUCAUCUGACACACUGUUCAACUCUCCCAAGUCGCUCUUCCUAGGAAAAGUUAUAGAAACAGGGAAGAUUGACCAAGAGAUUCACAAGUACAACACCCCAGGAUUCACUGGGUGCCUCUCCAGAGUUCAGUUCAACCAGAUCGCCCCUCUCAAGGCGGCCUUGAGGCAAACCAACGCCUCGGCACACGUCCACAUCCAGGGCGAGCUUGUGGAGUCCAACUGCGGGGCCUCCCCGCUCACCCUCUCACCCAUGUCGUCUGCCACCGACCCCUGGCACUUAGACCACCUGGAUUCAGCGAGUGCUGAUUUUCCAUAUAACCCAGGACAAGGCCAAGCUAUAAGAAAUGGAGUCAACAGAAACUCAGCCAUCAUUGGAGGGGUCAUUGCUGUGGUGAUUUUCACCAUUCUCUGCACCUUGGUCUUCCUCAUUCGCUACAUGUUCCGUCACAAGGGCACCUACCACACCAACGAAGCGAAGGGAGCAGAGUCAGCAGAGAGCGCAGAUGCUGCCAUCAUGAACAACGACCCCAACUUCACAGAGACCAUUGAUGAAAGCAAAAAGGAAUGGCUCAUUUGAGGGGUGGCUCUUUGGCUGUGGGAUAGGGAGGGGGAAGGGAAAGGGACAAAAGCACCCUGCUUCAUACUCUUGAGCACAUCCUUUAAAAUAUCAGCACAAGUUGGGGGAGGCAAGCAACAGAAAAUUCUUGAGACUGAUCGUCACACACAAAAAAUAUAUAAUAAUACUUUUUAAUAUUUCUUUAUAGCUGAGUUCUCCCUUCUGUAUCAAAACAAAAUAAUACAAAAAAUGCUUUUAGAGUUUAAGCAAUGGUUGAAAUUUGUAGGUAAAAUCUGUCCUAUUUUGUGUGUGUUUAGAGGUGUUCUAAAAAUCCAUGGUAACAGGGCAAGUUUUCUACAUUUUUAAGAGCCCUUAGAACGUGCAUAUUUUUUCUUGAGGAAAGCUGAUGCAC
Myotis lucifugus (little brown bat) is the source of this 4156-nucleotide messenger RNA. It is a transcript of the gene CNTNAP2, whose product is annotated as contactin associated protein like 2. The transcript is spliced from 23 exons. Lineage: Eukaryota; Metazoa; Chordata; Mammalia; Chiroptera; Vespertilionidae. Bases 1 to 3765 code for a protein of 1254 amino acids. The record is from RefSeq and is a predicted model, not a curated record.